Hyla sarda is the source of this 2182-nucleotide messenger RNA. It is a transcript of the gene NHLRC4, whose product is annotated as NHL repeat containing 4. Gene Ontology annotation, molecular function: protein binding. Bases 622 to 1677 code for a protein of 351 amino acids. NCBI's taxonomy places the organism in Eukaryota, Metazoa, Chordata, Amphibia, Anura, Hylidae. The record is from RefSeq and is a predicted model, not a curated record. The transcript is spliced from 3 exons.
UAUAGGGGCUUCUGUGACUGGCACAUUGUUAUGGGGGCAUCUAUGGUCAUUGUUAUAGGGGUUUCUAUGACUGGUACAUUGUUAUGAGGGCAUCUAUGGCUGAAACAUUGUUAUAGGGGCUUCUGUGACUGGCACAUUGUUAUGGGGGCAUCUAUGGCUGAAACAUUGUUAUAGGGGCUUCUAUGACUGGCACAUUGUUAUGGGGGGAAUCUAUGGCUGAAACAUUGUUAUGGGGGCAUCUAUGACUGGAACAUUGUUAUGGGGCAUCUAUGGCUGAAACGUUGUUAUAGGGAUUCUAUGGCUGGAACAUUGUUAUGGAGGCAUCAACGACUGACAGACUUUUACGGGGAUACUAUGGCAGGCACAUUAUUAUGGAGACCUCUGCGGCUGGAACAUUGUUAUAGGGAUAUGGUGACAGAAGGAAUGCUGGUUGGCCGCAGCUCAUGGUUAUCAUGUUUAUUCAGUGCCCUGUUAAUAGGUGUUGCUUAAUCUCGGUCUCUAACAACAUAAUAUCCAGGGAAGUGAGUGUAGUAGAUCUAAUAGUAUGAGACGGAUUAUCGCUCACUUUAAUACUGCGCAGAAGUUUACGGACUCACCCGGGGACUGAAUCAUCUAUCGCUUAUGAUGGACGGUUCCCUGGAAUAUUCACGUCAAAAAGAAGAUCUGGUUCGCACAGUUCGGAGUCUUCAGGUGGCUUCACAGAACACUCUUCAAAAAGCCGUCCCUCUUCUUUCUUCUCAACCUGGACUUGGCCUCUUGAAGCCUUCGCAUGUACAGCAGCUCUCCAAAAAGACCACCCAAGUCUGCCGAGACCUUGAAGAUGUAGGGAACCUGCUCUUGUUCCGCCAGGAUGAACUCGCUCAGAAAUUGUCCGUACCUGGUAAAGGGGGUGCGUCUUCCCUCCACUGGUGUUCAGACGGCUCCAUCUAUGUCUGUGGAGACAAUGGUCCUGAUAUCCAUUUACUGAAUAGUCAUGGGAAACCCACCCAGACCUUCGUAUGUCGUGAUGAUGUUCUCUUUCUUCCAGACUGCGUUACAGUGACUCGUUCCGGUGCUGUAGCAGUCACUGACAUAGCCGAGGGCAUAGUCCGAAUUUAUAGUCCAAAUUCAUAUCCACCUUGGAUUAGGGUGGGCGGUCAUUUUAAUUCUCCGAAGGGCAUUGCAGUGGACUCCUCUGGACGAGUCCUGGUUGCAGAAUAUACCUCUGGGGAAGUGCAAGCUUUCCAUGUGGACCGAGCACAUCGUAUUCAUGGAGUCAAAAAAGCCUCAGGACUCCGUGGACCCCAAUAUAUUUGCCCAACGCCAGAUGGUGGCUUUGCAGUUAGUGAAGAAUGUGGAGAUGUCAAAUUAUUUACGGCAAAUUUAAAAUUAUCUGGUUCCCUAUCAGAAUCCUACCAACAUGAGUUUGGAAACCCUGCAGGAAUAUGCGCAGAUCCCGAAGGAAAUAUUUUGAUAGCAGAUGUCCAGAAAAGAAAUAUCACCCUCUUUCCACCCAGCGGGUCACCCAUUUGCAUUGUUUCCCAGGGUCUUUGUAAACCGGCAGGAAUAACAUGUUCCCCUUUUGGGCUCCUGUAUGUGGCCGACUCUGGUGAUAACUGUGUAAAGGUUUACAAAUAUCGUGCAAAACCAUACUACACCCCCACCAGCCCUCGUAGAUCAGGUGAAGCCCCGUCCUAAAUGCAGAUUGACUUUUCCACCCAGUACUUCAAUUUGCUAGAAAGCUCAUGUAGAUAGUCUUGGUAUUUGAGAGAUAUUAAAGGGGUAUUCCAGGAUUUUUUUUUAUUUGACUGUGCUACAGGGGCUGUAAAGUUAGUGUGGUUCAUAAUAUAGUGUCUGUACCUGUGUGUGAGGGUUUUCUCACAAUUUUUCUGUCAUUUUCACCCCAAUGUUUAUUUUUAACAGCAUACAAAAUGACUGUUGUCUCAGAUUUUUCCCAGGUUGCAAUGUGGCCGAGACCUGACAUUACUAGUCAGCUGAUGACAGGGAGCCUGUCUGCUUCAAUGGGUGGAGCGAUCGCUUGGUGGGAGAGAGAUCAAUCUGCAACUAAUGCAACAGCUGUAGGCACCCUGAUUGAAAACCAAAGGUCUUUUGAAUGGAUGCAGCUCAUUUUUGUUUCAAUGGGUGGGGUGGCUGAUGUGUGGGAGGGAGUAAAUGGAAUUGUGUGAUUUGUAGUAAAAAAAAG